This is a messenger RNA of Hippocampus comes (tiger tail seahorse), 1862 nucleotides long. Its product is annotated as Cbl proto-oncogene-like 1, E3 ubiquitin protein ligase. NCBI's taxonomy places the organism in Eukaryota, Metazoa, Chordata, Actinopteri, Syngnathiformes, Syngnathidae. Gene Ontology annotation, molecular function: ubiquitin protein ligase activity. Gene Ontology annotation, biological process: protein ubiquitination; regulation of cell adhesion. The record is from RefSeq and is a predicted model, not a curated record. The coding region runs from base 77 to 1177 and encodes 366 amino acids. The transcript has 7 exons.
UUGCCUCCUUCCUUCCUUCCAUCCUCCCUCCCUCUCUCCUUAAUCCCAUAAUGCACCGCGCCGAGUCACUCAGAUCAUGGACCAAAGCGACAACGAUCUCCAAGGAAGUGAUGGCUCAGGGAGUCUGGGCGGCCCAGACGUCCGCAGGCGCAUCCCCAUCAAGCUCAUCUCCAAGCAGCCCCUGAGGAUCAAACCUCCGCCCCGUGUGCAGAGACCAGGCAACAGGCCGCAGUUGAAGACCGAAACUGCAGAAAAAGAUGAUAACUUUGGCUUCAAGCAAGAUAAGUUUGACUGUGGGGGUAAAGCGGGAGAUGUGUUUGCUGCCCAGAGGAGAUACCCACAGCCGCUGUUUUGGGACUAUAAGUUGAAUCUAAUCGGCGAAAGGGAUGAAGUCCCAAUUCACUUCUGUGACAAAUGCGGGCUUCCCAUUCAGCUGUACGGACGCAUGAUUCCUUGCAAACAUGUCUUCUGCUACGAAUGUGCUUUGCUGCAUGAAAAGAAAGGAGAGAAGCUGUGCCCUGGUCUGACCAUGUACAGCUGCACAGACCAGGUGCAGCGCAUCGAGCAGUGCCAGCGGGGCUCGCUCUACAUGUGCAGCGUGGUGUCGGGCUGCAAGCGCACCUACCUGUCUCAGCGGGACCUCCAAGCCCAUGUCAACCACCGCCACUUGAGGUCGGCCAAGUCAUCACCGGUACCACACGCCCACCACAUGAUGGGGCCGCCACCGCCGCAGCAGCACUUCGGGCCGCCUCCCCCGCCACCACCUAUCAGCCACCCCAUGCAGCACCCUCCCCAGGGUUCCGGGACGCCCCACAUGGUGUACAACCCGAGCCAGCCUCCCCCCAUGACCACGGCUCCGCCUCCGAUCACCCCGCCACCAGGCCACAUGAUGGGCCAAAUGCCACCCUACAUGAACCACCCUCCCCCGGGACCUCCACCCCAACAUAGUGGACCCCCAGUAAACGCGCCCCCUCCUCAUCACUACAAUCCCAACUCCAUGCAGCAGUUCCCUGAAGACCAGGGCACCCUCAGCCCACCGUUCAAUCAACCGGGAGGUCUCAGUCCCGGAAUGUGGCCCGCUCCCAGGGGGCCGCCCCCUCCGCGGAUGCAGGGACCCCCGCCUGGGCCCGGGCCCCACCACCCGGACCAAGGCCGCUAUCGACCUUAUUAUCAGUAAAUUGCCAUCUCAACGACUGCGCUUGGAAAAUUUCCAUGGGAAUUUGAUUUGAGAAAUAUUCCAAAUUGGAGAUUUUCCAUGUGAAUAUGAACUCAUGUCCAAGCGAAACACUUUUUCAUGAACGGACAUCCGUGCAAAAUAAAUGGCUCUCCUUGCCCGUGUGCAAGGGCAUUAAAUUACCCAGGUCAAAAUUUGGCUUGCAACACAUAGCAAAAAAAAAAAGCGAUAAGUAUUAUCAUUUACGUUCACGAUUUAGAGCCCCCCUUGAAUUUCAGAUAUUUUUUUUUUUUUCCCAUGGAAAUAUUCCAACUUUAUCGUCAGGAAAUUUGCAACCCGACUGGGCUGUACCACUUGUUUGAAAACAAAUGUGAUGGUAAACCUCAGGGUUGCAGUGUCUAAGUAGGUAUUUCGAUUAUUUUGUUAAAACUGCCACUUACGGGUUUGUGGUGCACAUUUUUAGUUAUUCGCUUUUCCGCUGAGCAGACAAUAGACUUGUGAAAGAGCAGAGCCCCCGCCCCCCCUUUUUUUUUUCAAAAAAAAAUUAAUGGUUUAAAGUAAUUUUUCUGUUGUAUGUCAGCUGACACAUCUAUCCAGGUACUUAACUUCAUCAAUGACGUUUUAACAUUCAAAUUCCAUCUGAUGUUGAUCUUCAGAAUUCAACUGUUUGACAAGGUUUUCAAAAUCA